UGACGUCACUGAAGCGUACGGAAGAAUCAGGAAGCUGUUCGGGUUGAUCUGUUUAGAUUCUGAUCCACAGGAGAGAUUUUAUAAAAUAUUCAUAUUCCUGCAGAAAUAUUACAUUAAAACAGUAAUAAGUCGUCGGUAAAAUGUCACAGGACCUGUGGCUACAGAAUUAUGACGCUACCUGCAGACUUGCUCAGGAGAUCGCUGAGAACAUCCAGGAGCGGAACCGACAGCAAAGAACCGGCGGAAACCCGGCCAAGCUGAACAUGACCCUACGAGCGUCUCUGCAGAAAUUGAAGCAGAACAUCACCCAGCUGAGGGAGACACUCGCUCGAGCCUCGUCCCAGCGCCGCAUCAUGCAGAGUGAAGCGGAUCGGCGCCAGAGCCUGGUGGACGAUUUAAUGACCAGAGAGAAACAGCUGUUCAGCUCGUUCAGUCGAGACCCGAGUGCUCCGGAACCGUCACGUUCUGCCUUGUUAACGGGAGGAUUUGGGGUGGAGCCUGCACAGAAUCCAUGGCUCGUUAACGAAUCAGAGGAGACGCGAGGACUGACGUUCAGAGAGAUCAAAGAGCAGCAGCAAUGCAUCAUCCAGGUUCAGGAUGAAGGUCUGGAGGUGUUAGCAGAGGUGAUCAGCAGACAGAAGCGAAUGGGACAGGACAUCGGAAAUGAACUCGAUGAACACAACGAGAUCAUUGAUGACAUCACACGGCUGGUGGACACGACAGACAGCCGCAUCCGCAACGAGACACGCAGAGUCAAACUAGUGGAGACCAAAUCAGCUUCAUGUGGUAUGCUGGUGGUGAUCGUGUUGCUGCUGAUUGCCAUCGUGGUUGUUGCUUCUUGGCCGACAUGAACUGAUGAUGGACACAAACAGCUGUGAAACACACACACACACACACACACACACACACACACACACACACACACGUUUAUUUAAUUUUUUUGACUUUUUUUUUUAAGAAGUGUUCAUGAAUGUCGUUCUGUUACAUAGUAUGAAAUUUGAAACAAACACUCUCUCUCACACACACACACACACACACACACACACACACACACACUGUAUGACGUCUCAUUACUGUAUUAAUAACUUUCUAAUAAACAAACAUUUAACUCUC
Messenger RNA from Silurus meridionalis, 1113 nucleotides. RefSeq names its product syntaxin 8 (gene stx8). Gene Ontology annotation, cellular component: endomembrane system; SNARE complex. The record is from RefSeq and is a predicted model, not a curated record. NCBI's taxonomy places the organism in Eukaryota, Metazoa, Chordata, Actinopteri, Siluriformes, Siluridae. Bases 141 to 851 code for a protein of 236 amino acids. The transcript is spliced from 8 exons. Gene Ontology annotation, biological process: vesicle fusion; intracellular protein transport. Gene Ontology annotation, molecular function: SNAP receptor activity; SNARE binding.